CCGGGGCUGCGACGGGGGCAGGGCUGCGGGCCGAGGCGAGGCCCGGAGUCGGCAGAGGAAAGAGUGGGGUUUGCGUACGGAGCCCUGGUAGCCGAGCCAGGGCAGGGCCUUGCCGGCCCAGUGGUAUUUAAGAGUCCCAGUUAAGGGCAAGGAACCGGUGGAGGUCCUAAGUCAUGGCAGUGUGGAUCCAAGCUCAGCAGCUGCAGGGGGAUGCAUUGCGGCAGAUGCAGGCCCUGUAUGGGCAACACUUCCCUAUUGAGGUCCGCCAUUACCUCUCUCAGUGGAUUGAGAGCCAGCCAUGGGACUCCAUUGACUUGGACAACCCCCAGGAAGGUACCAAAGCCACGCAGUUGUUGGAGGGACUAAUCCAAGAGCUACAAAAGAAGGCUGACCACCAGGUGGGCGAGGAUUGCUUCCUUCUGAAGAUCAAACUGGGUCACUAUGCAACCCAGCUGCAGAACACGUAUGAGCAUUGCCCUCUGGAGUUGGUGCGCUGCAUCCGACACAUUCUCUAUCAUGAGCAGCGCCUGGUGCGAGAAGCCACAGAUAGCCCCUCCCCUGCUAGCAGCCUGGCUGAUGCUCUGUCUCAGAAGCACUUGCAGAUCAACCAGACUUUUGAGGAAUUACGCCUGGUGACCCAGGAUACUGACAGCCAGUUGAAGAAGCUUCAGCAGACACAGGAAUACUUCAUCAUCCAGUACCAAGAAAGCAUUCGUUUACAAGCCCAGAUUUCUCAGCUGUCACAGCUAAACCCCCAAGAGCGCAUGGCCCGUGAGCCCACUUUGCAGCAGAAGAAAGUAACGUUGGAAGCUUGGCUUCACCGUGAAGCACAAACACUGCAACAAUAUCGGGUGGAGCUGGCUGAAAAGCACCAGCAGACACUGGCCUUGCUUCGCAAGCAGCAGACAAUAAUCCUGGAUGAUGAGCUGAUCCAGUGGAAGAGACGGCAGCAGCUAGCAGGAAAUGGUGGACCCCCUGAGGGCCCUUUGGAUGGCUUGCAGGCUUGGUGUGAAAAACUGGCUGAGAUCAUCUGCCAGAACCGUCAGCAAGUGCGCCGUGUCGAACACCUGUGCCAGCAGCUGCCCAUUCCAGGACCCAUUGAAGAGAUACUGGCGGACCUCAAUACCACCGUCACAGAUAUAAUUUCUGCCUUGGUCACUAGCACCUUCAUAAUUGAAAAGCAGCCUCCCCAAGUCUUGAAGACCCAGACUAAGUUUGCAGCCACUGUGCGGCUGCUGGUUGGUGGAAAGUUAAAUGUCCAUAUGAACCCCCCACAGGUGAAGGCCACCAUCAUAAGUGAGCAGCAAGCCAAAGCCCUGCUGAAGAAUGAGAGCACCCGCAAUGAGAGCAGCGGUGAUAUCUUGAACAACUGCUGCGUGAUGGAAUAUCACCAAGCAACUGGAACGCUGAGUGCUCAUUUCCGCAACAUGUCAUUGAAGCGGAUCAAGCGCUCAGACCGGCGUGGCGCUGAGUCAGUGACCGAAGAAAAGUUCACUAUCCUCUUUGAGUCUCAGUUCAGUGUUGGUGGCAACGAGCUGGUCUUCCAGGUGAAGACAUUGUCUCUGCCGGUGGUGGUGAUAGUGCAUGGCAGCCAGGACAACAAUGCCACUGCCACGGUGCUGUGGGACAACGCGUUUGCUGAGCCGGGCCGGGUGCCUUUUGCUGUGCCGGACAAAGUGAUGUGGUCACAGCUGUGCGAGGCCCUCAACAUGAAGUUCAAGUCUGAGGUCCAGAGCAGCCGAGGGCUCACCAAGGAGAAUCUUCUCUUCCUGGCCCAGAAGCUCUUCAAUAGCAACAUCAACCACCUAGAAGAUUACAACAACAUGGCUGUCUCCUGGGCUCAGUUCAACAGGGAGAAUCUUCCAGGGCGAAAUUAUACAUUUUGGCAGUGGUUUGAUGGGGUGAUGGAGGUCCUGAAGAAACACUUGAAGCCCCACUGGAAUGACGGGGCUAUCCUAGGUUUUGUCAACAAGCAGCAGGCCCAUGACUUGCUAAUCAACAAGCCAGAUGGCACCUUUCUGCUGAGGUUCAGUGACUCUGAGAUUGGCGGUAUCACAAUCGCCUGGAAGUUUGAUAAUACUGACAGAAUGUUCUGGAACCUGAUGCCCUUCACCACUCGCGACUUCUCCAUCCGCUCCUUGGCAGAUCGUCUUGGUGACCUCCCAUACCUCCUCUAUGUGUAUCCUGACAGACCCAAGGAGGAGGUCUUCUCCAAAUACUACAUGCCAUUCCCUACAAAGGCUGCGGAUGGAUAUGUGAAGCCACAGAUCAAGCAAGUUGUGCCAGAUUUUUCCGCUCCAUCUGGGGACUCUGCGAGUGGAGGUGCCACCUACAUGGAGCAAGCUUCAUCCCCAGCUGUCUGCGCUCAAUCCCACUACAACAUGUAUGCACAGAACCCGGACUCUGUGCUGGACCCAGAAGGAGACUUUGACCUGGACGAAUCAAUGGAUGUGGCACGACACGUGGAGGAACUGCUGCGGCGCCCCAUGGACAGCCAGUGGAUCUCAGAUGCGCAGUCGUGACCCCGUCCCCUUCCAUGGAGAGACCGUGCAGAGACUGUGAAGCACUGGGACACUGCCAUCAGGGAGCAGAGCUGCUGGGGGCAGGCAUCUCCUCACACCAUAGUGAGGCUAGCCGUCCCUGCUCUGGCUGAGGGGUGCCUGAGAGGCAGUGGGUGUUGUCUCUCCCCUUGUCCAUGUACAAAAGGCAGUGGAGUAUGUUGCUUGGUUUUCCCAUCUGCUCUUCUGUGAGGCUUACCUCAGGCCUUCUGCUUUGGCACACCGCCUCCUUCUGCCAAGCUACCGUUUGAUUUGUGUUGGGAACCAUUCCCUCCCCUCCUCCCAGAAUUCAACACACUGCCAUUCUUUGCCUAGAAACCUUUCAGUCUCUGGGAGGAGAGGGGGCUGAGCUGUGGAGGAGAGCAGGCCUUAUUUGAAGUAUUGUCUUUUGUAAUCCUUGUGUGUGUGUGUGUGUGUGUGUGUUUGUGUGAGAGAGAGAGAGAGAGAGAGAGAGAGAGAGAGAGAGAGAGAGAGAGAGAGAGAGUCUGAAAAGUCUUCUCAGCUGCGCCCAAGAUAAACGGUGUGCGCAUGCAUGCGUGCAUGCGCUCCUGCAUUUGAUCUGUGUCUCCUGUGUGUGCAAGCAUGUGUGCAGCAUUCUCCGCAAGAGGUGUCAACUUGGUGGAAGUCAAGCUGGACAGGCACUUCAUCAGCCUGCUUCUACCAGAUUCCCCAGGUUUGACCAACAGAACCCGCUGGAGUCAUUUUGUGUUCCCAUCCCCCAGUCCCGUCCUGGUUGUUCUUUUCCCUUGUUGCAAGAUAGUUGCUUACCGUAAGGCUUCUGCAUCCAGCACCCUUGGCUUUUGCCGUGUCUGAUGUUUUGCUCCCAGGUACAUUUAACAGAUUGUGGAGGGGGUUUUGUUCUGUUUAAAUAAAUUGCAAACAAAAUGCAGAAUUAAUAUUGAAAAUACUGGUAUCUUUCCCCAUUUAGGUGGAAAACAGGUCUUGGGAUUUCAUUGCUGGGUGAAGAGAAAAGGGGAUGCUGUGAGUGGGGAAGUAUAGACGUGUGGACAAAAUCUACCAAUUCUGUUCCUCUCCUCUCCCCUCCCCUUUCCCAGCCCUCUUGUCUGGCUAAACCACUGGGAAGAACAGCUGUCUGAAGCACUAUUUUUAUACCUACAGGUUAAUAAAACACACACUAUUUUAACAUGAAGUAAUAGAUUUCUCACAUAUAUGUUUCUAGGGCAGAUGGUAUUUUUAGAAGUAAGAAUCCAGUCUCCAAUCCAAACACCACGCUUUUUGUGGACUUAACCAACAAAUGUGUGGCACAUCCUUCUCUGCUCACUUCUAAAAUUCAGACUUGCCUCUCAGAAGACCAUAUGGGAAGGAUGACAGCUCUUGGAUAGUACUCUAGUGCUUUGAGUGCCUCUUCUACCACCAGCAGACAAAGAGCCUAAGCAAAUCCUCUGAUGGUUGAUGGGCAAGGUAGCAGAAGCUGACUGAUGUUUUGGCCUGCUCGUGUUUCACCAUAGUACAAAAAGGCAGGCCAGAACCGUUUCUGUCCUUCCUGCUGACCUGACCUCUCAGGUUCUGUCCAGCUGGUGUUGAUGACGGCCAUAAUUUCCCCCAACAACUAUGGCUCUAGGUAUUUACAUAGGGUUCUACCACAAGAGCAUGCUCUCUGGAACAUCGUUUGGUUAUCCCUAAGAGAAAAGUAGUGUCUGGGAUAGGGUUAGGGUUCCCAUCUUGGGAACUCGCCAUCUGUUCACAUUUGAGAUCAACAAUCAGCAUGAAAACAAUUUUAACACCAGCCAGCCUUUCUAAUGUUACCUCACACUGAAUAUGCUGUGUUUGCCCUAGAGAAACAUAUCUGCCUCUGUAACCUUCAAGAGGUGGUUGAGGAGCACCAGGGCAAAGGCCAUGCAACAUGGGCUCCUUCAGCUCAGAGAACUUGGGGAGGAGAAAGUAGUUCCUCUGUGCUGAGCUUUGUAGCAAAAGUAGGUGCCUUUUGGGAUGUCCCGAGGAACAAAGAGCAAGCACAACCUUCUGUUGCAAAUGUUUCACCUAGAUACAGCCAUCUAAUAACUCCAGUUUCAGAUAAGCUGAGAGAGACCUUUGUCAUAAUGGGUACACCAAAAAUGUGUUUUUUGGUGGGGGUGGAAGCUAGCACAACCAGAAUUUCAGUUCUUACACAAGUUUUGGAACACAGUGGCUUUCAGCUCAGUGCUGCCCCUUAGCACCCUUGUUUCUUUCCCGUUUUCUCCUGAGGCUGGGCCCUCACCUGGCCAGAGCACAAGUAGGUGCUUCCAGUAAUCCAUUUUAAAGGCCUUUUCCUGCCAUAGCAAGGCUGUUGUCAAGCAAGGCAGGCCCUACCCACUUUUGUUGCUUGGAGAUAGUGACAGAGCUGCAGAUAGCUAGUGGUAGUGCAGCACAGAGAAGCUUUGAGGUUGGCAGAGUAAAGAACCCUCCAGAAGCUCUUUUAAGGCAUGUUAUAUCAUAGUAGUGAAAGCACAGAAAGCCUCCAGGUACCUUAAAGACCAUCUUCUGUAUCUGCACCACCUUCCUGUAGUUCACACUCAUUUUAAGUUUCCAGUCCGUAACGUCUAGAAUUCUUCUCCCUUUUUGGCCCAGGCAGUCUUAUUUCUUACAGCUUUUCUCAUUCCUUCCAGAUUUCUCAGUCUUGCAUCCCAUCAGCCCCCUUUGUCUCUUGCUCUUUUGCUUCCUCCACAAUGUACACAUUUUUACAUCUGAAGCAGACUCCCCAUCUCUGUUGCCAAGCUGAGUCCCCCUAUUUCUCUAAUUUGGAAUGGAAGCUGAGAAUUUGGGGGGAUGGUGUGGUGCAGUUUUAGUGAUAGAAGAUCCCUGCUACCUGGAACAAUACUAAAAUCUACUUGCCAGACUGGCUAGCAAGUUGACUGUAUACCUCGUGAGCAACAAUGCUUUUUGCUUGCCAGCUUCAGCACAGAGGAAAAUACCACCAACCAUAUCCAAUCCCAAAACUUUUCAGAGCCUAGCCUCAACUUGCCUAUUUUAUCAUCCUGUUUUGACCUUUAUUUUCUUUGACUACUGUAAAUUGUUUGCCCCACAUAAUUUCUGCAGUUGUGUACACUUCUGGCAUAUUGUUGUCCUUAAACAAAAUGAUUGUUAAUAGCUACAACUGGCUUGCAGCACACUUUUCACAUGUGUCUACUCAGAAGUAAGCCCCAUUAACAGCAAAAUUCGCUCCCAGGUGUGCAAUUGCUGAUUAAGCUUGAUUCUAAAGUGCCAUUGCACACUGUAUUUGUUCUCAGGGCUCUUUUUCCAGAAUGUUCUGGGUUUAAAACCUUAGAAGUUGGGAAGUAGGGAAGUGUUGCAACACUUUUAAAUGGAAGAUUCAGUGAAUAUUAUGGUGUCGCCAUUCCAGGUCAGGCUGUUUGUCUGUCUAGCCUAAUAACGUCUACUUCAGCUUUCUCCAGUGGCCAUGCUGAUCAAGGGGGGGACGGGAUCUCUUUAGAGAGCACCAAGUUUGGGAUGGAUGGUCUCCUCUUGCUGUUUGUAGUUCCCCUUCAGGAUCACUGAUAGAGUUCUUUUCCAUAACCUGCAAACUGCAUGCUGUGGACAGAACCUUCUGUGUGCAAUCCAUGCACUUCACUACUGAGCUGUGCUCUCCCUGGCUUUAUGAUUCUUGCCAGCUGUCCUAGAAAUUACUUGGAUCCUCUACUUUUCAAUACUUGGAGUUGGAAGCGUCCCACCAUAAAAGGGUGAGGCUAGAAAAGGAGGAACGCGUUCUUUCUGACAUCCCCUCCCAAAGAAAAGAUGUGAACUAAGUUUAGACCCUUUUAUUUAAAAUGCAAACCUCCUGACUUUUUAUCAACCCCUCUGUGCUUAGUUUCCUAGGAGAGCCGCAUUGCAAGCCAAACUCUGGUAGGAGACAGAUUUUGGCCACCGUUAAGAGUAUUAGAGUCUUGACAGUAAGAAAGGGAAGGGCCAUAACUCAGCCUUAAGAGCAUUUGCUUUAUGCACCAAAGGCCCCAGGUCAAUUUCUUGGAAAAUAAGUCGGGCUGGAUAUGACUCCUGCCAGAGUCAAUGGAGAGCCACCACUAAUCCGUGCAGGCAAUAUACAGAUCAGUGGAUCAAUGGCAUGGCUCAGUGCAAAGAAGCUUCCACAUUACCAAACUUUUGACACGAACCAAACCACACACGUUUAAGUUUCAGUUAACAUUGCUGUGAAAUGAGUGCAGGUGUUUCAAAUGACUUGCAGCCAGUGGAAAUGGACAAAUUGUAUUACGUGGACAUUGUGUGUCAACCCAUCUUGAGACUAGAACACAAAACUAGCUAGACCAUUCUGGCACAGAGAGAGAAACAGUUUUCAGUUUUGUGAUCCCUAAGGAAGACUUCUUCCCUACAGGAAUGGAGGCAUAAGGCUCAAUGGAAAUUGUGCACCAAUUCCUGCUGGUUGGUGGCUCUCCAUUUUCACUAGUGAGACUGGGUCUGUCCAAGCAGCUGUUACAGAUGUUUCUACUAUUUUAAAGGGAGGGGAAGUACCCAUAAUACUGAGAGAGAAAAAACAAAUAUUGCACUAUUUUAAGCAAUUAUUUUGCCAAAACUAUGAAAAGUUUUGAUGUGUAAAAAUAAAGUAUUCUGCUAAAAUAACACUCUAAAAUAAUCAUGGAGGAAAUGUGAUCAUUGUUUGUAUGUUAGAUACUUGGGAAACGGCAUAAGAACCUCAAGGAGUACAGUUUUCAAUGGCUUUUAAGUUUGUUUUGGAACAAAAGUCUCUUAUGUGGAAAAACUUAUUUUGAUGAAAUAUUCAUGUUUUGAAAGAUGUUUUAGCCCUGUGCUACCAAUAAAGUAUUGUCUGCAAUUUGCAGGGCAGUUCA
Messenger RNA from Varanus komodoensis (Komodo dragon), 7354 nucleotides. RefSeq names its product signal transducer and activator of transcription 5B. NCBI's taxonomy places the organism in Eukaryota, Metazoa, Chordata, Lepidosauria, Squamata, Varanidae. The transcript is spliced from 18 exons. Bases 174 to 2522 code for a protein of 782 amino acids. The record is from RefSeq and is a predicted model, not a curated record. Gene Ontology annotation, biological process: regulation of cell population proliferation; response to peptide hormone; regulation of transcription by RNA polymerase II. Gene Ontology annotation, molecular function: RNA polymerase II cis-regulatory region sequence-specific DNA binding; DNA-binding transcription factor activity, RNA polymerase II-specific.